AUGCCUCCCAAGCCAGGCAUAGGUCAGAAGGCGCUGAUCACAGAGCGGUUGGGUGCGUUCUGGGAGGGGAGGUGGCGGGAGCUGUUCGACUCUGCCAUGGCGGCAGCGCGGCCAGCAGUUCGCCCACUUUCCUACACUCGCUCUGACCAGGACCCGGAUGCCAUCCGCCUGUCACGGUGCCGAUCUCGGUGCAAAGUGGGGGAGUGGAGCCGAGGAUUGGCUUGCCUUACAGCAAGGGAGUUGGCUCGACCGUCUGAGGUCAUGGUGCAGUCGCUGCGAGAGAAGCACCCGGCUAGCGCAGGCGAGGUACCACAGUGGGUCCGCGAUUUCACCAUCGAUACCGCUCAACGGCCUUCACUCACGACCGACAUCCUGGCCAGAGCUAUCCAUACAGCCGCUCGAGCCUCAGCAGCAGGGCCAUCGGGGUGGGUCACAGAGCAUCUGCGCGACACCUUCCUCACUGAACCUACCUGCCUUUCCCACCUGUUGGAAGUGUUCAACCAAUGGGUGGCGGGACAGGUCCCCGAGCGGGCUCGGCCGUGGCUCGCCGCAUCCAACCUAGUCGGCCUUUCCAAGCCUAACGGCGACGUCCGGCCGGUGGCGAUCGGGGAGGUGCUUCCUCCUAUCCUUGCUCGAGCUCUCUGCAUCUCGCUCCGCCCUGCGAUGGUUUCCUACUUCUUGCCGUGCAACCAGCUGGGAGCGGGCACCAGGGUCGGGGCGGAGAUUCUCACUCAUUCUUUCCGGUCAGCGCUGGCCACUCACCCCGACUGGUGUGCGCUACAGAUAGACGUCGCAAACGCCUUCAAUUCGUUUCACCGUCAUGUGAUGCUCGAUGGGCUGCGGGAGUCGCCUUUCUCAGGGAUGAUCCCAUUCUUGCGUGUCUUUUAUGGGACACCUAGCGACCUGUACCUCCGAGCAAGCCCUUUCGUACAGAGCCUCGAGUCAGCACGGGGAUCGAGGCAGGGGGACCCGCUCGGCCCUUUUCUUUUCGCGUUCACGCAGCAGCAGGUGAUGGAGCCGGUUACUAGGGAGUUCAAGGACCUGCUUUUCCUCAGCUAUGCAGACGAUACCUAUAUUUUGGGGCCAGCGGCUAGGAUUCUGGAGGCUUUUGGGGUGCUGCGGGAGCGGUUGGAGUGGGUAGGGCUGGAGGUGCAGGCGCACAAGUGCCGGUUUUGGGAGCGCGAGGGCAAGGAGGUGGAGCGGGCACUGCCAUUGGGGAUGCAGCGGGUGGAUGAGGGUCUUACUGUGGUGGGCGUGCCUAUUGGAGAGGAGGUUUGGGAGGUGGUCCGGCUACGGGAGCGGCUUCGACAGUUGCAGGCGCCACUGCCAUGGCUCCCCUUGCUCGACCACCCCCAGAUGGCUUCACACCUCCUCGCCAUUGCAGUUUCAGCGCGGCCGAUGUACCUCGCCCGGACUAUGCCGCCGCGUCCGGAGCUGCAUCUCCCUGUGCGUCUCGGUGGGUUCGGGAUCCGGGCGGCGGCCUCUUUGAGCCCACUGUCCUAUGUUUGCGGGUGGGCGCAGGCCGCGCGGGACAUUGCACAGUUAGGGGUGGCGGGUGAGGAGGCGAUGUUUGCAGAGUACCUCACCACUUCGACAGGGGCAGAGUUUCUUGACCCGUGGUUUGUCAAGGCUCUCGAGCAGCUGCCAGCGACUAUCCGCCACGAGAUACCGGGCUUACCUCUGUGUGUAGCGGCCCCUCCUGUUCGGCUUUUCCAGGCGCGUCAGCGGCAGUUAGCUGUAGAGGAGCUCCAGGCACUGCGCCGCUUGGCUCGUGACGAUGCUACCUUGGCCCGUUUCACAUCCCUUCAGGGCCCCGGGGCAGGUGCAUGGGUUUCGGCGGUUCCGGCUCACUCAGAUCUCACAUUCACUGCGGCUGAGUGGGGCAUUGCUGCUGCUAUACGGCUUGGCCUCCCAAUUCAGCAGCUGCAGGUGGCGGGGAGGGGUGUUUGUGGCACAGCGUAUGUUGACCCAGCAGACCCGCACCAUGCCCUGAGAUGCAGGCACCAGCAUGGUCCUUCUCGGGUGCAUGAUGAGGUGAAGUUUGCGGUGGCGAAGAUCUCUAAGGCGUCGGGGGGGGGGGGGGGGGUGGUGACAUUGGAGGAUAGUGUGGUGCUGCAAGGGAAGCGGGUUGAUGUGGCGGUGCGACGUCCAAUGGCUGGAGAGGCUCACGCCCUAGAGAUCAGCGUCGCGGACCCGCUAUCGCUGUCUCUAUCACUGUUGGGACAGUGCGGGCGUUAA
Messenger RNA from Closterium sp. NIES-65, 2238 nucleotides. The record is from the annotation of a GenBank genome assembly. Lineage: Eukaryota; Viridiplantae; Streptophyta; Zygnematophyceae; Desmidiales; Closteriaceae.